AUGAGUCGUACACUUAGUCACACUGAACAACGUUAUCCGCAGAUAGACAAGGAAGCGUUAGCCAUCAUCUGGGCCGUACAAAAAUUCUUUUACUACUUAUACGCGCGACACUUCACUUUGUUCGUAGAUAACAAACCGUUAACUCAGAUCUUACAUCCAGAAAAAUCUCUCCCUAUUCUUUGUAUUAGUCGUAUGGCCAAUUACGCCGAUUAUCUUUCACACUUUAAUUAUACAGUAAUAUUUAAGCCGUCUAAAUUGAAUAGUAAUGCAGAUUAUUGUUCUCGCUUGCCGCUAUCAACCACGAACAACACAGUCUACAGACUUGAAAUUGAAAAAGAGGAAGAAGCAAUAGACGAUGAAUUCGAUGAAUUUGUUUUAUGCCAAAUUAGACAACUUCCAGUUCGUGCAGAACAUAUAGCUGAGGAGACACGCAAGGAUCCACAUUUGGGCAAGAUCGUCAAAAUCUUAGAAACUGGCCGAGACCUCCCACGAGCAGGCUACAAAGCCCCUGAAGCCAAGUAUUCAUUAACUGCUGAUUGUUUGCUAUUCGAACAUCGGGUGGUAAUACCAGCCUCGCUACAACCAGCAAUAUUAAACGACCUGCAUACGGCACAUGUAGGAAUCGUUAAAAUAAAGGGCAUCGCUCGAUCAUUUGUAUAUUGGCCAGGGAUUGAUGCAGACAUCGAGCGGGUUGCAAAAUCUUGCGCGGAAUGCGCCAAGCACGCUCAUGCUCCUCCGAAAUCCAGGAACCACCAUUGGGAGUAUCCUAAGGGGCCAUGGGAACGCGUACAUAUUGAUUACGCCGGACCCGUAGCAGGCGUGAUGCUGCUUAUCAUCACAGACGCAUAUAGCAAAUGGCUCGAGGUGAAAGUCACCAACUCUACGACUACUGCAGCGACAAUCGCAAUCCUAGACGAAUUAUUUUCAACUUAUGGAGUUCCAGUUACCAUAGUUUCAGACAACGGUCGCCAGUUUGUUUCCGCUGAGUUCGAAACGUUCUUACAAGUCAGCGGCGUCAAAUAUCAUAAGCUUACAGCGCCGUAUCAUCCUUCGACAAACGGCCAAGCAGAACGAUACGUACAAACCAUCAAGAAUGCUUUAAAUACGAUGUCUACUACUCAAGGGACCAUACAACAGAACAUAAACCGAUUUCUGCAACAAUACCGUAAGGCUCCACACGCGACAACAGGACAGCCUCCUGCUAAACUCUUCUUAGGUCGCAAUAUACGAACUCGGUUAGACUUGGUCCGACCUGAUAGUAUGUACACCAAAAUGAAGGAGAAACAACUACAGCUUGAUCCUUCAUCUAGAUCAUUUAAACCGGGACAAACAAUUUAUUUCCUCUCGGGUAAUCCUCGGAUGGAUAAAUGGAUUCCAGGCAUAAUCGUUACCAGGCUAGGAGAUCUUCAUUAUGAAAUAGAAUACGCCAGUAAACGAUUUAAGCGACAUGUAGACCAGAUUCGCGCAUUCAUCAGUAAGGAAUCAGAAUGUUCAACUGAUCGCAAUCUAACACAAACUGAAGAAACGCAACCUAGCGUACCCCGACGAGUUCAUUUCUAUGGAGAUAAACCACAAGUCAUCCCGAAUGAAGCAGUGGGUUCUACGACUCCAAAUCCACAGUCAAAGAUGGUGAAGUUACCAUCGACGCCAGCCCACUCAACAAUCAGAUCGCAAGAGUCGUCACCAGAACUAUUUUUUACACCACCGGUUAUACCACGUAGGUCGACUCGAUCUCGUCAUCCUCCUAAUAGAUAUGUUCCAAGUUAA
Cyphomyrmex costatus is the source of this 1767-nucleotide messenger RNA. RefSeq lists its product as uncharacterized. The record is from RefSeq and is a predicted model, not a curated record. The transcript has a single exon. Lineage: Eukaryota; Metazoa; Arthropoda; Insecta; Hymenoptera; Formicidae. The coding region runs from base 1 to 1767 and encodes 588 amino acids. Gene Ontology annotation, molecular function: nucleic acid binding. Gene Ontology annotation, biological process: DNA integration.